Molecule: messenger RNA, 1801 nt
Organism: Gossypium raimondii (Peruvian cotton)
Lineage: Eukaryota; Viridiplantae; Streptophyta; Magnoliopsida; Malvales; Malvaceae
Product: cytochrome P450 71A1
Exons: 2
Coding region: 46-1569 (507 amino acids)
Molecular function (GO): iron ion binding; monooxygenase activity; oxidoreductase activity, acting on paired donors, with incorporation or reduction of molecular oxygen
Source: RefSeq, a predicted model, not a curated record
AAAAAGGAGCAAAGUAGUGAAUGCAUUUUAUCAUUAGAUUUGGAAAUGGAGCUCCUGAACCUAACCAAACUUUCCAUCAAUCUUUUGUUUUCAUCUCUGAUUCUCCUUUUCUCCUUGUUAAUUUGGCUUAAACUAGCAAAAAGGAAAACCCUGAAUUUGCCUCCAUCACCUCCAAUGCUACCACUUAUUGGCAACAUCCAUCAGCUUGGCAAACUUCCCCACCGUUCUCUCCGGGACCUCUCUAGGAAAUAUGGUUCUCUCCUACUUCUACAAUUGGGGUAUAACCCAACUGUAGUGGUUUCAUCAGCCGACAUUGUUAGAGAAAUUGUGCAGAACCAUGACAGUGUUUUCUCCAACAGACCAAGGACCACAGCUAUAGAUAUCUUGUUCUACGGAGCCGGCGAUAUGGCUUUUGCACCCAACAAUAAGUUCUGGAAACAAGUUAGGAAGAUCAGUGUUGUUGAGCUUUUUAGCCACCAAAGCUUGCACUCAUUUCAGUUUGUCAGAGAUGAACAAGUUGAACUUCUUAUCAACAAAAUCCGCAGUGCUUGUCUGAAAGGAGAGUCUAUAAAUAUGACAGACAUGCUUAUGUUCGUUUCGAGUAACAUAGUUUCUCGAUGUAUUCUUAGUCACACAACUGAAGAAGAAGAUGGGUGCACCAAGUUUGGGGAGUUAGCUAAAAUGUUGUCGAUUCUCUUCACUAGUUCCUGUAUUGGCGAUAUGUUUCCUUACUUGAGGUGGGUUGAUGUGCUUACUGGAUGUAUUCCAAGUAUGAAAGCAGUCUCUGCGGAAUUGGAUGCAUUCCUUGAUCAAGUAAUUCAGGAGCAUAAAGUUUUUGAAACUGAUCACCAAGUUUCCAAUAAAAAGGACUUUGUAUCUAUCCUUAUGCAACUCCAAAAGGAUGGCAUGUAUGAGAUGGACCUCACUCAAGACAACAUCAAAGCUAUCUUACUGGACAUGUUUGUAGCAGGAAGUGAUAAUUCUACAGCCACAAAAGAGUGGAUGAUGGUUGAGCUUUUAAAGCAUCCAAAUGCAAUGAAAAAGGUCCAAGAAGAGGUGAGAAAUGUGGUGGGAAACAAGUUAAGGGUGGAUGCGGAAGAUGUAAGUAAAAUGAAAUACUUAAAGUGUGUACUCAAAGAAACUUUAAGACUACAUCCGGCUGGUUCUCUUCUGCUCCCUCGACAAACAUCUUCAAGUGUUAAAUUGGGAGGUUAUGACAUUCCUUCCGAUACCACAGUCCUGAUCAAUGCAUGGGCCAUUCAGAGAGAUCCAAAAUGGUGGGAAAAUCCAGAAGAUUUCAUCCCAGAGAGGUUCGAGAACAGCUCCAUUGAUUUCAAAGGUCAAGAUUUCCAGCUCAUCCCAUUUGGUUUCGGAAGAAGGAGAUGUCCUGGGAUACCAUUUGCAGUUGCUGCUAUUGAGUAUGUGAUGGCCAACCUUCUCUAUUGGUUUGAUUGGAAGUUACCUGCUGGUGAAAUUGCUGAGAACUUGGACAUGACUGAACUCUUCGGCCUCACAGUCACCAAGAAAACCCCUCUUCAUCUUCUACCUCUAUCUCAUUUCUCUUUUUAGAUAUAUAUAUAUAUGUGUGUGUGCGCGCGCGCGCGCGAGCGCUACGAUUUUAGGCUUUUAUCACUUUCUUUUCUUUGGAGAAGAUAAUAUUGCUAUCGUUGGCUCUUGUUGUUGGACUGAUAUUGCUCAAGAAAUUCAUAUCGUGCUAGUAAUCAGUUUCAAUAGUACAAGUAAAAUUAUACAAAUUCGUACGAUGUGAAAUGAAAGAUAAAACUUUUGUUUUGACCUUAAA